Molecule: messenger RNA, 1155 nt
Organism: Sesamum indicum (sesame)
Lineage: Eukaryota; Viridiplantae; Streptophyta; Magnoliopsida; Lamiales; Pedaliaceae
Source: RefSeq, a predicted model, not a curated record
CAGAAUAAAGUAACUGAAAUUGAUUUAUGUAUCAGAGUAAUAGAACUAGUAUCUUGUUCCAACGCUGUCAAUUUGCCGGCAUCAAUUAAACCCUAACAACCGCACCGGCGGUGCCCGCCUUCUCUUCCGCCUUCGCUGAUCCUCAUCUUCUUCGCAUUGGCGUCACCCGAUCAGGAAUGUCAUUUAUAAUGCAUCUGUACGAUGAAAUUGAGCCCCAGCUUUCCUCAGUGGUAUCUUGCUUAUCUCUAAUUACUCCAGGUUUGAAGUAAACUCCAAUGUAACUUAUCCAAGUUCCCUUCUUUGAGGCGACUCAGUGCGUGAACCUUGUUUAUUUCUUCUGAGGAAAGAUUUCUUUGGUUGACUUUUGAACAAAAUGACAGAGGUCUUGGGCUUCACAGCAUGCAGGCAGUUGUUGCAAAUGUUCUUGGCUGUUAUCUUCUUUCAUUGUUCUGAAUUUGUCCUGGCAAUUGCUAUUCAUGGGAAAAACAAUGUAACUCUUAAGUCUCUUUUGAUCAGCAAAAACUAUGCUUUGGCAAUGGCCUGUUCCUUGUUAGAGUACUUUGUUGAAAUCUAUUUGUUCCCGGGGAUGAAAGAACACUGGGUAGUAAGCAACACAGGCCUGGUCAUGGUGAUUGUUGGCGAAACCAUGCGAAAGUUGGCAAUAAUAACUGCUGGUAGGUCCUUCACUCAUCUCAUCAGGAGAUACCCCAAUGAACAGCAUAAAUUGGUAACUCAUGGUAUCUAUAAGUACAUUAGGCAUCCAAGUUAUUGUGGCUUCCUCAUCUGGUCCGUCGGUACUCAGAUAAUGCUCUGUAAUCCGGUAUCAACACUUGCAUUUGCAGUAGUCGUUUGGCGUUUUUUCAAAGAGAGAAUACCGUAUGAGGAGUUCUUCUUGAGGCAGUUUUUUGGUUCAGGGUACGAGGAAUACGCUCGACGGACGACUUCUGGGAUCCCGUUUAUCAAGUAAUGAUCUUUCCAUGUAUUUUGGGCAUUCUUAUUCCAUGAGACCACCUCCACACAGUUGCUAGUUCCAGCUCUUGUUUUUCUACUAUAGUUGUUUGUUUUAUGGCUCUUAAAUUCUUUCAAUUACAUUCAAUUAUGUCUGCUUGGUGAUGUCACGUUUACUAUUUGCUUUCAUAACUCAACUUAGAAUAA